CCAUCAUCCCUGGGCGGCGCCUCUUGGGCUGCCUAAGACCAGGAAAUUCAAAAACGAAACGAGAUCCAUUUUGAGAGCCGGCAGCAGCAGACCCAGCCUCCCCUCUUCCUCCUCGUGGAAAAGGAGCCCAAAUCAUUCAGGGUUUCCAUUAUUUUAGACCUUUCGACGAAGAGGGGCGCCAUUUUAGGCCCUCUUUCUCUCGAAUGGACUCGGAGGUAGGAAUGGAGACUGAGCCAAGGCAGAGUUGAGCAGAAAGAGUAACACUAGAAACACCCUGCUGCUUUCAGAUGGAUGUUGGAAGCCUUACCAAGGAAUCUUAGUGUCUAAGAAAAGCAGCCAUCAUGGAAGAAGAUAACACUAUGAAGUUUCACCAGCAGCUUCUGGCAAUUGAUGACAAUCUUGGAAAGGAAGAUGUGGAUGCCCUGAAAUUUCUUUGCAGUGAUUUUAUCUCCUUAAAGAAGCUGGAAACAGUGGAGUCAGCACAGGAUAUUUUCCAGCUCCUCAUGAAAAAGAACUUAUUAAAUAAAGAGGAUACUUUUCUCCUAGCAGAACUUCUUUACAGGAUUAAGUGUAUUUUCCUACUUCAAAAAAUUGGCUACACCAAAGAGGAGGUUCAAGACAAACUGCCUCUGAGAGGGAUGGUCUCUGAGUAUCGACAGAUGCUGUAUGAAAUAUCUGAGGGGCUCACUGAGGAAGAUGUGAAGAACGCCACGUUCCUUUUGAGGGACCAUAUUCCAAAGAAGCAGUCUACUACAUCUGCUUUAGAAUUGCUGACUUCCCUGGAGAAACAAGACCUUUUAGCAAAAACUAAGACAGAUAAACUAGAAAUAAUCUGUGAGAAAAUAUCACCUGAUCUCCUGAAGAAAGUGGAGAGAUACAAGCAGAGAACAGCAUCACACCCUUCUCAUCCUGGAUUUCAAGAAUCAUCUUUCUGGGAAUCUUCUGUUGGAUACCCACCUAAGAAAAGUGCAGAUUCUUACACUGAAGAACUUGGGAGCCUGAGGUGGCACAAUGAAACUUUGCAUUCUUUACCAGCGAAUCAAGAUGUCAGAGCAGGAAAUGCCUCUGGCCCCUCAGAACUCCACUUGCCCCGGCCUAUGGGAGAUGAGAAAUCAAAAAGCUCUGCCAAGACGUCAGAUUGCUAUAAAAUGGAUGGGCCGCACAGGGGCUAUUGCCUCAUUUUUAAUAAUAUCAAUUUUGAAGGAGGCCUCACCCGGCGGACUGGAUCUCAAAAAGAUGCCUUGGGACUGGAAAAUGUAUUUACAUGGCUUGGGUUAGAAGUGAAAAAGUAUGAUGAUAAGACUUCAGUAGAAAUGGAAAAUAUUUUGAAGGAUUGGCAAUCUUCUGAAAGCUGGAAAGACAAGGAUUGUCUGGUUUGUUGCAUUCUGUCUCAUGGUGAAUCUGGAAAAAUUUAUGGGACUGAUGCAUGUUUAAUUUCAAUCCGGACCAUCAUGUCCUACUUCACAGCCAAACGGUGUCCGCAACUAGCAAAAAAGCCCAAGCUGUUUUUCAUCCAGGCAUGUCAAGGGGAAAAGACACAACAACCAGUUUACCUUGAAACAGAUACCAACAAUCGUGCUAACCUUGGAGCAGAUGCACAGUCUUCAGGUUUUUCCUCUUUGCAGUUGAUGACUUUAAGUAUACCUGAAGAAGCAGACUUUCUCCUUGGCAUGGCCACUGUGGAUGGUUACCUCUCUUUCAGGCAUAUUCAUCAAGGCACGUGGUACAUUCAGGCUCUGUGUGACAAGCUUCGGGCCUUGGUGCCAAGGGGUGAAGAUAUCUUGUCCAUCCUUACAGAAGUCAAUGCUGAUGUAAGCAAACGUGCAGACGCUCAAGGGCAAAAGAAACAGAUGCCACAGCCAGCAUACACCCUCAGGAAAAAACUGAUAUUUCCCAUGCCUAAAUAGAACCCCCCCCCAACCAUUGCAGCCACUGUAGGAUUUUUUGAGUGACAGCUAAUAAGGUGGCUUGCUGCAGUUCAAGAUAUGAUGGGUUUGAUUCUGGUGAUACAAAAAAAUGAACAGUACAUCUCUCAUGUAUUAGCAUGCUUUAAAGGUACUUUUCACCUUGCACUAACUGCUCAGCUGUUAGCAAGAUUUUUUUUCCCUUUAAGUCAAUUUAGUUACAGCCAACUGUGUUUGCUGUGAAUCAUGUCCCAACUGCUUAAGCUUACGAAUUUUCUUAGAAUUUUACUUAGUUUCAUAGUACUUAAUAGAGACAAGCCUCUCUCUCACUGGUUAUGGCUUCUGCAAUGAACUUCCACCUGAAAAUACAUCUUGGAAACAUCAGUUGCUAAGCACCGCCGGAGGGAGAGAGAGCAUCACUUCUGCAUCCUGACUGUGAGCUUCCAAAAUGCACCAGCUUGGCCCAGGGUCCCAACAGAAUCCUGAAUGAAAUGACGUGUUUUUGCCACUGCCAAGACCACCACAGAAGGAUCAUUGAACAUUAAGUGGCCUCUAGACUGCCUUAAUAAAUACUUUGUUUCUGAGAAAAAAGCAAUGGGAAUGCCUUCAUUGCCACAUUGCUUGAUUUAUUUUUGGAAAACAAUUUAAUAGAUCAGAAUCACUGUGUUUUA
Molecule: messenger RNA, 2575 nt
Organism: Sceloporus undulatus (fence lizard)
Lineage: Eukaryota; Metazoa; Chordata; Lepidosauria; Squamata; Phrynosomatidae
Gene: CASP10
Product: caspase 10
Exons: 12
Coding region: 342-1907 (521 amino acids)
Biological process (GO): proteolysis; negative regulation of extrinsic apoptotic signaling pathway via death domain receptors
Molecular function (GO): protein binding; cysteine-type endopeptidase activity
Source: RefSeq, a predicted model, not a curated record